AUAUCAAAAUGUUUCAAAUUUUAAAACAAUAUUCUGUAAGCAUUGUUAUAACAAUGGCGUGUUUCAUUUUCGGUAUGGAUUGUACAGUGACUGAAAACGAAAGCCAAACCAAAACCAGACGAUUCCUUUUAGACCAGUUUUGUGGAGUGUGUACACGGAUAUGUCCGAAUGGUUACGUCUCAUCAACUUCUGGUUGUCUACUAUGUCAAUGCGCAUCCGUCACGGUUGAGCAAACAACGCAACAGGGUGUGAAGGUUACAUUUGUGAGUGGUGGGGUACUUCUGGAUAAGCCCUGCAACCCGGCCAUCCGCCAUUGUAGAAACCAGUGUACUAAUGGCUUUAAGCUGGGUACCAACGGUUGCCAGUAUUGCGCAUGCGCGGACAGUGCAAUCAACUCUACACUUUCCCCAAUGAAUACUACAGCUGCUGCUUUAACUACCCAAGGUCAGUCAACAGUUACCAACUUAGAUACUACGAGUUCAACCCUAUCGACAUCUUCAACAUCAACAACCACGGAUACCUUCACAACACAGAAACUAACAACUACUGCGAUAUUUCCAACAACUUCACAAACACCUUUUAUGACGUCAAAUGUGACGUCAUCAACUACCAUGACGAACGCGAACACUUCCAUUUCAACUACAAGUGAUAAAAAUAGUGCGUUUAACGAUCCAUGUAUACCGUCACAAAAAACCUGCGCACAAGGUUGCGAUGGAGAAUAUAUCAAAGGUCCUGGUGGAUGCCAGUAUUGUAUGUGUUUAUCCUUAGUGCCAGUCGAGCUCCGACCAACGACAACUACACAGGCACCCGUGGACGAGUUGUCUACCACAGUUCCCCAUUACCUUGAUAUGACCGACACAUCAGAGGCGUGCAUCAUGGCCAAAGUAAUAUGUAACGGAAAAUGUCAUCAGGGAUUUAUCAGCCAACCGGAAGACUGUCUUUACUGCGCAUGCAGAAAUGAUACCUUAGAACUGGCAGACGACCUAGACCAUUCCGUUCGAUUGGAAACACCAUGUGUAAACCAUAUCAACACUUGUCAACUGCAUUGCACUUCCGGUUACGUCAAGGGACCACGUGAUUGCAGUUUUUGCGCAUGCGCUCAACUAACUCAGUUGUAAACACAAACAUGUAAUUUCAAUAAUAUGUGUAUUGGUGUGUGUGUAUA
Mya arenaria is the source of this 1165-nucleotide messenger RNA. RefSeq lists its product as uncharacterized. NCBI's taxonomy places the organism in Eukaryota, Metazoa, Mollusca, Bivalvia, Myida, Myidae. The record is from RefSeq and is a predicted model, not a curated record. Bases 9 to 1118 code for a protein of 369 amino acids. The transcript has 8 exons. Gene Ontology annotation, molecular function: serine-type endopeptidase inhibitor activity.